CCUUGCGUUAAUUUCCUCACGGGAAACUCACCGUUUUUCAGGAUGGAGGUAAUGUCUUGUCGAGUACUAUGGAAAUUCUGUUUUGUAGUGUUUGUGUUUGUAACUAGUGGGUCACUUAGUUCCCACGUUAAUCCUUUUCCAUUCCAUACAUGUCCGAGGGCCUUGGAUGGACAACCUCAGCCCAUGUCUCCCUCUGCCCCUCGUCUCGAGGCUUUGCAAAUGGAGGAGGAGAGCUAGUGAACAAUUGCUUCCUUUUUUUUUUUCUUUUUUUCCCCCUCCAAGUGUGUUGGAGAGUUUGAUAUGUUGCGAUUUUGGAGUGGAGGUAACAUAGCCAGGAACAAAGCAAUGGUGGAGCAGUUGCAGCGUUACGGUGUAAUGUCGUCGAAAAAAGUAGCCGAAGUGAUGGAGACUGUUGACAGAGCUUUAUUUGUACCUGAUGGGAACCCUCCUUAUUUCGAUAGUCCCAUGGCCAUAGGUUACAAUGCCACUAUCUCUGCACCUCAUAUGCAUGCAACAUGCCUUCAGUUGCUGGAGAAGAACUUGCAGCCUGGCAUGCAUGCUUUAGAUGUCGGCUCUGGAACGGGAUAUUUGACAGCAUGUUUUGCACUGAUGGUUGGAGCAGAAGGUCGUGCUGUUGGUGUGGAACACAUUCCUGAGUUGGUUGCCUCCUCAAUUCAGAAUAUCCAAAAAAGUGCAGCCGCUCCUUUGUUGAAAGACGGUUCUCUCUCGGUGCAUGUUGGUGAUGGAAGACUCGGUUGGCCAGAAUUCGCACCAUAUGACGCAAUUCACGUCGGGGCAGCCGCUCCAGAAAUCCCACAACAACUGAUUGAACAGUUGAAGCCUGGAGGCAGAAUGGUCAUCCCUGUAGGCAACAUAUUUCAGGAUCUGCAAGUAGUGGACAAGAAUUUGGAUGGUUCGAUCAGCAUCAGGAGUGAAACUUCAGUCCGCUAUGUUCCCCUUACUAGCAGGGAAGCACAGUUGCAAGGCUAAUGAAGCUGAAAUAUUUCCCCCCCAGAAGUUUAUCUGCCGUCCGUUUGUUUCUUUUCUAGUUUUAUUUGGUGUGUAAGGCUUUGAUAGUUGUUUGACUAGACCAAUGUUGUAUAUAUAUGGGUAAAAUCAUGUGGUCACUGUCAAGGGUAACAAGGAGUUGCAAUGUGUUUCGUGUCUGUAAAUUCUUUUAAUCUCAAGGUAGUUUCCACAUUUUCCAUAA
Messenger RNA from Morus notabilis, 1210 nucleotides. RefSeq names its product protein-L-isoaspartate O-methyltransferase 1. Gene Ontology annotation, cellular component: cytoplasm. The record is from RefSeq and is a predicted model, not a curated record. NCBI's taxonomy places the organism in Eukaryota, Viridiplantae, Streptophyta, Magnoliopsida, Rosales, Moraceae. Gene Ontology annotation, molecular function: protein-L-isoaspartate (D-aspartate) O-methyltransferase activity. The transcript has 6 exons. Gene Ontology annotation, biological process: protein modification process. The coding region runs from base 301 to 990 and encodes 229 amino acids.